This is a messenger RNA of Limulus polyphemus (Atlantic horseshoe crab), 2534 nucleotides long. Its product is annotated as centromere protein T-like. The transcript has 14 exons. Lineage: Eukaryota; Metazoa; Arthropoda; Merostomata; Xiphosura; Limulidae. Gene Ontology annotation, cellular component: kinetochore. Gene Ontology annotation, biological process: kinetochore assembly; chromosome segregation; mitotic cell cycle. Gene Ontology annotation, molecular function: DNA binding; protein heterodimerization activity. The record is from RefSeq and is a predicted model, not a curated record. The coding region runs from base 954 to 1652 and encodes 232 amino acids.
AUAAUAGCAUAAUAUUAAUAGGAAUUUUAAGGUUUGACUUAUUGAUUUCGUAGUUAGGCUACAGUUGUUUGGUAUUGUUUUAAUAAAGAUCUUCAAAAUAGGGCAGAAAUGAAUGAUUCAGGGGAUGAUGACACUCCACGUACUUUAGUACGCAAGUUAAUUCAUCUAAAGCCUAUUAGCAGUACUCCUUUCACCCAACAUUUUAAAGCUGUUGCACCUCCCUCUUCUAGAAAAAUACACUUGUCUUCUAGGAAAUCUUCUAUACAGCAGCUUUUAAAAACUCCAUUUGUUGAUGAUGAAAUAACACCGAAAACUCUGAUAAAAAAUGUUGUUCAGGAAAAGAAACAGAGAGGAUCAUCUUUGUACACCUUCGAACAGCAACACAAAUUAUCUAAACAAUCUGAUGAAGCAGUUAGAAGAAGAAGCAAUGAAAUAGAAGAUUCUCUUAAUUUAACACAACAAGAAAUUAUGAAAGAAAUACCAUCUUCUGAAGAAAAGGAUAGCUUGAAUUUAUCACAGGAAAGUGAAAUAUUUAAAGGAAGCCUAACAGCUGAUCAUCCAGUGAGGACUCGUAAAACAAAACACAUAGAUUUGGAAACAUUUAAAGCAGGGUUAAAAGAGCUGAGAGCAAAACGAGGAGUAGCUAUUACCUGAAGUACCAAGAAACAAGGAAUAUUGCAGAAGCAUCGUUUGAAGAUGAUGUGUCUGGAGAUAACCAAAGAGCUGACAAUCCGCCAAAGACUCAUAAAACAAGACAAAUUACAUUAGAAGCAUUUAAAGCUGGCUUAGAAAAACUUAGAGAGAAACGAGGUCAUAAACCAGAGAACAAAGAAGAUAGCUUCGGGAAAAAGAAUAAAAGUGUUCAAGAGUACUUUCCUAAGUCCACCCAAGAAUUUUCCGUAAGCCAACAAGCACAGGUUCCAGAGAAAGAUACCACUGUGUUUUUGGAUACAAUGCAUCCUGAAGAAACCGAUCUAAUCAUGGCUCACCAGGAGCAUCCGCCUGCUGUCAGUGUGAGAUCACAGAGUCAGCCUUCAUUAAAGGAAGUGUUCCCAGAAAAUUAUCCAGACGUGCAAGACGAGCAUUCUGGAGAUUCUCGUUCUACACUAGAGUACAUCGAAGACCAGAGUCAAUCCUUUGAGGAUCCAGAUAGCGAACAUGAACAGUUGAUAUUGGAGAAAAGCCGACCAUACAUAACGCCAACACUUCGUACUCCCCAAUCACUAUAUCAAGAAAGAAAGCAAGUGCAAAGUAAAAAACAACUUUCUGGACCAGUUCAUCAUCAGCAAGUGAAAUCAAAACUAACAACACGUGUCAAUAAGAGAAAGCGUAAUAAAAAUCGCUUACCAUCGAAUCUUACCCGGGGUCUGUUUGAACAGUUCUGUGGUUUAAAAGUGACUCGAGAAGCUUUGGAGCUGGUUGAACUUUGUUGUGACCAGUUUUUCAAGAAUCUCUCUUCCGACUUGAUGACCUUCGCAGACCAUGCUGGUCGAAAGACUGUACAAGUAACAGACAUUGAACUUCUAUUUCACAGGCAAAGAUUGGUAACGGAUCAGCAAUCAUUAUACGCCUUAGUGGAAAAGUACCUGCCUCUUGAAUAUCGAGAAAAAAUUGUUCCUAUGGCAACAGUGAAAAAUAACGUCAAACCUUAAUUUCUUCGCCUUACUUGAUAUUCAAAAGCCUUUAGUAUUGAUCAUUUUGAUAGAUGCCCAUAUUUUAUUUGUAUUUUUUUUUUUAUAAAAAAAAGAAACCAUAACCUAGAAUAUGAUUUGUGAGUUAACAUAGAAAUAGUAGUUUGAGAUGAAACAAUUUUUGGUACAUUUAUAUUGUAAAAUAUCACAUCACGUAAAGUUUUCAGGCGUGAGGAUUCAGGUAAUAAAAAACAAUAUAUUCUAUUGACUAAAGACUAACACAGUUUUUAUUGCUUUUCAGAACAUAACCAUAUUAAACCGUAGAGAAGUCUUUACAAUUGUAUUGUUUAAUAACAUAAAGGUAAUAAAAGUUAUUUUGGAUACUCAUUAUGAUCUAUAUCUACCUGCUGAUAUUACUUUCUAGCAAGUGUUCCCUCUCUUCACCACACCACGGUACCUAAGUGUUAAGCAAGUGCUCCCUCCCCUUCACCACACCACGGUACCUCAGUGUUAAGCAAGUGCUCCCUCCCCUUCAACACACCACAGUACCUGAGUUUUAAGAUGUUGGGCUUAUAAGUAUUUUUGUCCUAUUUCUUUAAUUCUAUAGCAUGUUUACCUAAAUAUGCUGAAGCUUUAGGAAGUCUCCAGGUGGGACAGCUGUAAUUAUAUGGACUUACUACGCUAAAAUCAUGGGUUCAAUUCCCCUCGGUGGACACAUCAGAUAGCCUGACGUGACUCUGCUAUUAAAAACACACGCUUUAGUGAGUAUAACGCUAAAAUUCAAGGUUCCAUCCCUACGUUUGUCACCAAGCAGUUAGCCCAUUGUGUAGCUUUGCGCUUUAAACAGUGAUUGCUGUUACGUAGAAGCUCAUACCAGUUUGCUGAUUAUAAAACGACAGAAGA